CAAACAUAAAACAGAUAAAAAGAUAACCAAAUUUCCACCUAGAAAAGAACACAAAACCAAACUCCUCCUACAGUCUAGCCAGUUAUUGCAACUUCACAAAACCAUGUCAGUAGCACUACAUUCACUGUGUUGUGCUCACACCACCAGCAGCUCCACCUCCUCCUCAUUACCAACACAACAAAAAACCCAAACAACAAAUUUCACCAAUCUCUCAACAAAACCCAAAACACUACUCUUACAAAAAAUCCCCAUAUCAUCAGAUCAAGUCAAAGAGAAAAUCCUUUGUCUUGAAAUAAUGGGUGUUGAUUCAGGCAAGGCAUUAUCAGUGAACCCUUUUCUUCAUGAAGCAACACUUGACUCAAUCCAUCAGGUCAUUCGUUUUCUGCAAUCAAAAGGCAUUCAGCAAAAAGACAUGGGUAGGAUUUUCGGUAUGUGUCCUAGAAUUCUUACAUCCAACGUUAAGACUGAUUUAGCUCCUGUUUUUCAGUUCCUUUCACAUGAUCUCAAUGUCCCAAGCCAGAAUUACAGAAGGGUUAUUAAUAAGAACCCAAGAUUGCUUGUUUCAAGUGUUAGAGAUCAGCUUAAACCAACACUGUUUUAUCUGCAAAGACUUGGGUUUGAAGAUUUAGAAGCACUUGCUUAUCAGGACUCAAUCUUGUUAGUGUCUAGUGUGGAGAAUACAUUGCUGCCUAAAUUGGAUUACUUGCAAAGCAUUGGGUUUAGUAAAGAUGAUGUGAUUGGUAUGGUUUUAAGGUGUCCCAGUUUGCUUACAUUUAGUAUUGAGAAUAAUUACAAGCCGAAACUCGGAUAUUACAUGGAAGAAAUGGGAGGGAGUUUGGAAGAACUCAAGGAGUUUCCACAGUACUUUACUUUUAGUCUGGAGAAGAGAAUAAAGCCAAGGCAUAAGGAGAUUGUCAAGGCCAAUGCUUCUGGGAUUAGGAUUCCUUUGGGUUUGAUGCUUAAAAGUACCGAAGACGAGUUUAGGGAGUUGAUAGUAAGGUGUAAAAGUAAUGCUGGAUAACAAAGUUCAUGGUUUAAUUCAACCAACUUGCUGUAUAUGAUUGUUCUGUAGUAAUAUUUGAUCUUUAUUAAGAACAGAAACUCACCUAUUGUAUGUAGAAAAAAGGACUAGUUCAUACACAUUGCAUUAUCCUAAUUACAGGGUGUAGUUGAUUUGAAACUCGAGGUUAAAAUUCUUUGCAAUCGUCUGUGAUAACCCUGUAACCUCUGCAACGCCGAAAGUACCUUUCCAGUUAAAGGUCACCUUCGGUGCUGAAACAUCGUUUGUCCGUUGAACAAGGUUCCAUGCAUGCCUUCUGAACAAACUACUCUUCUUCUUUU
Molecule: messenger RNA, 1341 nt
Organism: Papaver somniferum (opium poppy)
Lineage: Eukaryota; Viridiplantae; Streptophyta; Magnoliopsida; Ranunculales; Papaveraceae
Product: transcription termination factor MTEF1, chloroplastic-like
Exons: 1
Coding region: 104-1021 (305 amino acids)
Biological process (GO): regulation of DNA-templated transcription
Molecular function (GO): double-stranded DNA binding
Source: RefSeq, a predicted model, not a curated record